CUGCUGUUCUUCUCUUCUCCGUCACAAACUGGCAAACACGCUCUUUCUUUGACCAGCAUGAGCUCAAACACGAUCUCUGCGGUGUUAGAGAAGCUCAUUCGUCACCUGUGUCUGGAGAACUUCCCCUGUGGAAAUGGCAGCUGGGUGAGUUUUCAGCUUUAUAAAACCAUCAGAUCUUUCUCAAUGCUGCAUGGACAGGUUGGGUUUUUUAAAUAGUGAUACUAACUUUGUUCCCAGAGAUCAGCUGGUAUAAAAGGAGCAGAAACAGAGGAGACUGACACCCUCCUGGAUCUGCUGAGCUGCCCGCGCUCUCCUUGGUGGGACGACACUCUGUGGAGUCCUCAGGCUGCGGCCUUGAGGCAGCUGGCUGUGCUCAGACCUGAACGCCUGAACGCUGACUUUGUUUACAGUUACUUUACCACACUUCGCAUCGUGGACAAAGAUGUGAGUGGGGUGAAUUUUUACUUUCAGAUCUUUUCUUUGAAAUUUGUGUUUCAAAGAGACCAGUAUAACACCCCCCUUCCCCUUCGUUUUGAUCGAUCGAUGAUAACGUGAGGAGAGCUGGGGCUUUCCUCCGCAUAACUUCACCAUCAAAUCUAAAAUUGAUCAUCAAAGAUAAACUGGAAGCAGAGUAGGAAAAAAUUCACAAGAGCAGAACAAAAUUUACAUCAAAUCACGUGUUGGAAACAUGCGUGAACACUUGCACUCUGGUAGGCUUUUGAUCACAAUUAACCUCCACAGGUGCUGCAGUCAGGUGUCUGUUUUAUUCUCAAAAUUUGUUCAAAACCGACAAAGAGGAAUUUAUUUUUGUGUAACUUUGCCAUGUAACCUCCAAAAUAAACAGAGCAUCCAAAAGUACAUCACAUUUCCCACUUUCAAAGCAGCAUGAUGGCUCCUUGUUAAAAAAAAAAAAGAGCCACACAAAGUCGAAUAAUUCUUCAUGUUUUCUGCAGAAAUAUAAAACCUGACGUUUUGCUUCUGUUGUCUUCAGGUAUCUUUUGUCGAUGAUGGUCUGUUACAGUUCUCAAAGCUGGAGGAAUUAGUUCUGAGUGCGAACAAAAUUCAUGACAUUCCUGGAGGAAAUCUUCCCAGCACUUUGAAGGUGGGUCCUGUACCAGCUUGCUCUGCAGCUCCGGGGAUCGAGUGUUUUCUUUCUUUCAUUUUUUGUAAGUUGGUUAUAUAACAGAGUGAAUUAAUGUUUUUUUUUUUUUUGUGAGGCACAGAAAAAAAAAAAAAAACCAUCAGUGAGGAGGAGAUUUACAAUUUAUGAUGCCAGUAACCAGCGUUGUCAGGUAGACGUCAGAACGAGCCGUUUACUGCACACAGACAAAAUGAGCCUUUCAUUAUACUUUUUUUUUUUUUUACAUUUUUCAAAGUAAUGAUUAAAACUGAGUGUUUUUUUAAUAAUCAGAUUUAAUUUUAUUUUCAGAAUUUACAAAGAACCAUACAUCAUUUUAACUCAAAUUACAUAGAAAAUAGGGCAGCAUCUGUGUGUGUGUGUGUGUGUGUGUGUGUGUGUGUGUGUGUGUGUGUGUGUGUGUGUGUGUGUGUGUGUGUGUGUGUGUGUGUGUGUGCGUGUGUGUGUGUGAGUGCUGUAUGUGUUGAAUGGGGGUUGGGACGGUGGGUGGGGUUUGGCAUUUGUUUUUUAAUUUAUUUUAUUUUAUUAUUAUUAUUUUUAAUAACUGUGAGAAUGGACAGCACUUUGUGCCAUGUUCCAUGUAUGAAAAGUGCUUUAAAAAUAAAGUUGGAUUGAUUGAUUGAUUGAUUGAUUGAUUGAUAUCUUGUUUUUGAAUGUUGCUGUCACUUCCUUAGAUACACAUGAUUAGAACUUCAAACUAAGUGUUUUAUUUUAUGGAACAAAAAUACAGGAUGUGAUUAUUUGUCUCACACCUUACAUGUGAGAGUUUGUGACAUAAUCAGGAAAUACUUUACGCACAGAUCUGGGUCGAUUACAACCCAACAUGAAAAUUCCUUCUGCUAACUUUAAAGAGUGACUCAUAAUCGAAUCUUCUAGUAAUUUCUAUUCAAUAAUCGGGGAAUGCCCCACAAUGCAACACUCAUUGAUCAAAGUGGAACAGCUUAGUGAUAAAAAAGAAUGAUGAUACCCUUUUUUAUUUUAAAGGUUUUGGAGUUAUGUGCCAAUCAGGUCUCUUCUCUGACCGGUCUGGUCAGCCGCCCGCCCCCUCACCUGCAGUACCUCGGCCUCGGCUCGAACAGACUCGGCUCCUGUGAAGACAUUUCUCAUCUCACAGGAAGACACUGGUUAGCUCUCACACACUGACACAGGAAGAUAUCAGCUCAAACAGAAACAAUGUUCUACGUGUGAGACAGAUUUCACACUUUUUAAUGACGGAGUGAAUCAUCCACCUCCUGAAGCAGCUCUGGAGUUUUCCUGUCAGAGUGUAUGGGUGGUGAAGAUCUUGGUGAACCACAUCAAAUGAGUGUGGUUUCAGUGGGAGGAAGGAGUUCGUAAAAGUGACCCUGAUCCUCUUUUCGGUCAGCUCAUAUCAAAGUUAUGAAUAAAAACUUUAUUUAAGAAAACAGGAAACACUUCAGAGCUCUGAUAAGCCUGAUUAUAUCAUGUGAGAAAACUGUUGAGGGGAAAUAAAUGUGUAAAGAUUUUCCUUCUUAUCAUCAAUUCAACAUUCAAACGCAAUCCAGUUUAUACAAAUGAAAUUCACUCCACAUUCUUUGGAAACACCAGACUCAGAAUUUAAAUCAGGUGGACGAGAAAGGGUUUUGGAUGAGUAUGCAAGGAGUUUAUUGCCCAAAACAACAAAAUAUGAAAAUUAACUUUUAAUUAUAAGUUUUUAAAAUGUCUUUACUUUGAAAGAAACUCAUUACUUAAAUAAAAUAAAUGAAACCAAAUACUAAACCAUGGCUGUGUCUGACCUCAGGCCUCGGCUGGUGUGUCUGGACCUGAGCUACAGUGAGUUUGAGGACCAGUGGGCCCUCCUAAAUGCUCUGUGUACGCUGCCCUGCCUCAAGACUCUGGUGCUGGAAGGAAACCCCUUGACUCUGGCGUCCUGCUACCCCGGCUUCACCGUGGAUAGUCUGCCGCAGCUCUCCUGUCUUGACGGGUCAUGGAUUUCCCCAGAGGAAAGACACGGUUUUAAAGGCCUGACAGAGAUGAGAGGUCAGUCUGCGGAUGAGUGGAUGUCUAGUUGUGUUUUAUUUGAUUACAGCCUUUAUUAUCGUGGUCCUUUUCUUCCUCACAGAUCUGAUAGUGGAGUGGGCAUCGGCCUCAGUGAGUGUCGGCAGAAUGAGGGGAAUCCCAGAUCCUGUGAUGAGUGUGGAUGAAAAUGCUCCUGAGUUUCCCCUCGUCACUUACAGCUACUACAUUUCCUACAAGUUCCUUCGUCAUCAAACUGCUGCUAAUCUGGUGACGUUUCCUCUCCGCACUCUGCAGUCUCUUCCUCUCUGUGUUGGUUUGACGCCCUCCAGGAAGUCACACUGUUGGCUCGCUGCACUCAGUUUGAGUUUUGACAUAUUUUAUUGGACAUCUACAAACUUUAAGGCGAUUUCUUGUUAUUAAGGUCACUCAUGUUUUUGUUGGCAGCUAAAAAGACUAAACCUCCUGAAGCAAACCCAGUGAAAUCUACAAGAUAGGAUUAGGGCCACAUGAAGAGGAUAAAAUAAAAAAUAAUUACAGGAACAAAUUAAAGUCAAAAUUUCAUGAACAAUAUCAAAAUUUUGAGAUAACAAAAAAACAAAGAUUUUAAGAUUGAAGUCGACAUGAAUAAAAUUGAGAUUUUGGAAAUUGCAUCAAAAUUUUAAGAUUAAAAUCGAAAUUACCAGAUUAAAGUUGUUAUGUUUUAAACAAUGUAGAAAUUUCGGGAUUAAAAACUAAAAUUUUGAAAUUAAAGUCGACAUGAAAAAAAUUGAGAUUUUGGGAAUUAAAUAGAAGUUUUGAGAUUAACAUCAAAGUUACAAGAUUAAAGUCAAAAUGUAAUUAAAAAUAUAAAAGCCCACAUAAAUAAAGAUAAUAUUCGAAAUAAAAAAUUAAAAUUUUGAGAUUAAAGUCGACAUGAAUAAAAUUGAAAUAUCAAGAUUAAAUCAAAUUUUUUAGAUUAAAGUCGAAAUGUCAUGAAUAAUGUUUAAAUUUCAAGAUAAAAAAAUUUAAUUUUGAGAAUAAAGUCAAAACUUCAAGAUUAAAGUUGACCUGAAUAAAGUCGAAAUUUCAUGAAUUAAUGGAAAUUAUGAGAUUAAAUUCAAAAUGUUGUGAAUAAUGUCAAAAUUUCAGGAUUAAAAAAAAUUACAGUUUUGAAAGUAAAGUGGAAAUUGUGAGAUUAAAGUCCACGCAAAUAAAGACAAAUUAUUACUCUAACCAAAAAAUCCAAAAUCCAAGAAAAGGCACAAGGAGACACUGGGGACACUGGGAAUACUAUACUGGGGAUACUGGCAUACAGACACACAAUGAACCAACAAAGAAACAGGGGAAGACAAGGACAAGAUAUAUUAACACAGGGAAAGAAGCAACGAGAGGCAGGUGAGACACUGGGACACAGGUGCAGACAAUUACAGAGGAGGGAAAAGUGAGGAAGUAAAACAAGACUAGAAACACAGGGAGUAAACUACUACAAAAUACAACAGGAAACAGUGAAAACUGAUACACAGAAUAUAACACUGAGAACAUGAGGGACACAAACUGAAAACUCACAAGACAAGACCACAGGGGAAGAGGAACAAUAGGGAACAGAAACACGAGGGAAAAUCACAAAGAAAAUACACUAAAAUCACGAAACAAGGGGAAAAAACUAAAUCAACAGAACAUAUCAUUACAAAACGAUUCUCUUUUUUUUGUCUGCUUGCAGAAGUUGGACCGUGAGUCCGAGUGUGAUUCAGCACCUGCAGCUGAAAGAAUGGAGAGUGACUCAGAGCUGCCAUCAGUCCAAAACUGUGAAAAGUCAAACACACGAGACUUGAUGGUGCACACUCAGGAAACCUGCUGUGAUGUUUCUCAUGGUAAUGAAAAGCCCCUCCUAAUGUGAGCUGUCCAGGCUAAAAAUUUAUAACUGCGCUUUCAUUGACAGAGCUGUUUACAUAAGAAGAUAAAAUGAACUUGAAUGGCAUUCAGUUUGGAAACAGCAUCAGUAUGAUGAAUUUGACCCCAUCCUGUACCCUGUUUAUCUGGGAUUUCUUAUCGUUUUCUGAGGAAUUCAGACAACGCGUAUCAAGGCCAUGAAAAUGUUUGUUUUUGUACAUGCAUCUACCACCGAGCGCCACUUUGCACUUUGUAUUUCUGUGUUUUUUUUCCCCCCAGUGUCACAACACAGUACGCCAAAGCUGGCAUGGUCGGAGAGUAUGGACUUCAGUGACACACAAACGUACGCUGUGAGGGAUCUGAGGGGUUUCAAGAGAUUCCUCAGUCAGGGACUUCAGCUCAGAAUUGAGUUGGAGAAGGUAUAGACAAUGAGGUUUGGAAAGAGGGGGGUCGACAUUUGUAUUCAGAAUAUUUAGUAAGACUUAUAUUUUGGGAUUUUAAAUUCAAGGUCUUGUCAUGGCCUGCACCUUCAGAGGACUCCAUAGCGACCAAACCAAACCAAACUGCAAAAGAGAAGAAAAGCGGGAAAGGAAAAGAAGUAAGCUUAUCUUCAACCCCACCUACCCACCCACCCACCCACCCUACCCCCUUAAUCAUCAAGUACACUCCUUAACAUCCUUUAUCAGUUUUCCUGAGGGGAAGCUCCCACCUAAAUUACUCAAAUCUUAACUGGACCCUGCAAUCAAGUUUGAUUUGUAUUUCACUUUUAAGCUUCACAACUCUGUCCUGUGUGUUUCCUAAUCGUUAGCUUGUGCAGUGAUUGCAUAAAACCUCUUCACAGUGUUCUGCCUUUUUUCACUUAGAUAGUCGUUAUUACUUCUACAGAGUCUCAGACUUUGGCAAUAUCCCAAAGUUACCAGCUUAACUCCCUGCACAGAGUUGAAGAGUUUACUCUGGUUAUUUUCUGUAGACUGAGGUGACCGGAUUUCUGUCAUGAAGAUACGAGGUAACUGUUGUUCUAGUCUACAUCACAGACUGUGUAUCCUAUGGACAACUUGCAGGGGGGAAAAAUGUAUGUUCUGUGUGAUAAAUUUCUAAGGUUUGUCCACAUCUUCAUAAGCUUUGCUGGCAGGGACGGGAUUUAUGACCUAUACUGCAGCCCGUCACCAGAGGGUGCUGUUCUCAGGGUGGCUUUACCCAGCAAGGGGGAAGACGGCGUCCAUUCUAUCUACAUGCCAAUUUUUUUUUCUCAUUCAUGAAACGCUUAAAUCGGGGACAUUUCCAGAGACAGUUUUAGGCAGGGAUCGGGAACGUCUGGUCACCUUACUGUAGACUCAACACAAACGAUAAUUUCUGUCUCGUGGCUCAUCUGUGGAAAUAAAAGAAUGCAAAUAAAAAAGCCACAACAGAAUUGAGCUGCUGGGAAUCACCACAUGAAUGACUCCCACUAGCUGCAGGCUAGGCUGUGCAACCCUGAAUGGGAUAAGAGGAAUAGAUAUGAUAACAGAUGGUAGUGAUACAUGAACAGGUAGAUGGAUGGUUUAAAUUGGAAUAAGCUGAGGCUAAUUUUACAAACUCCCACAAUGUGUCUUUUUUAGUUGAUACUCUGCUCGAAUAUUUUCUAAAUGAUUUCUCCUUUCAUGUCCUCAGACCCUCAAAUCUGGCUUUACCAAAGAUAAGCCGAAAGACAAAAAGAAGAAACCGGCUCAGGAGCUGGUCCAGGAUGCUCCGAUCACAAGAGUCCUGGCAUCUGUCCACGUCCCCCUACAAAACCUGCUCAGAGGAAGUCACAGGAUUGAUGCCGUCUGUGACUUUGGUGUUCUUUGCACAGAGCCUGUGGUGGGAGCGACUCCAACAUGUGAGAAGGCGAGUUUACCGGCCAAACAGGCUUUUCAAGAGCGGGAGGGAGGGUAGGAAACAGGCAGCAUCUUUUAAUAGUUUUGUUUGGGUUUCCAGGAUCAGGGAAAGACCAUGAAGGAGAAGGGAUCGAAGCAAAGAGGAGGCAGCGGGACCAGACGGAAGAAUUCAGCAGCUUCAAAAGGUUCAGUAUUCAUCUAGAGAACACAGGCAAUCCCUCUUCCGACUGUCUCUGAGGUUAUUUAUUCAAAGUUAUGGUAAUGAUGACUGUAAACUGGGAAUGUAAUAAUUAAAACCCAAUAUAAUGUUCUGAUUUAUCAGUCACUGCAAUCCUUUUUAUCGUCUGCUCAAAAUCCGGGAUCCUGUCUGUUAUUGUCCUCUCUAGGCAAAGGAAAGGAAAAAGCCAAAAAUGAGGUGGAUGUUCACAAAGAUUCCAAAGACUCUGUGGAACCAGAUCCAUUGACUGUGGAGCUGAGAGUGGAGCUGGAGAAAUGGCAGUCUGUAUCUGAAGCUCAGAGAGUUCUGGUCUCAGACGUAAACUCCUGAACUGGCUCUGUCAGACUGUCAGUAAACUCCGUCUUUUCACGUUUCUUUAACUGAGUUUGGUCUUCAAAGAGAAGUGAAUACAGAGAUAUUUUUUUUAAUUUAUACAUAAAUUCCUUUAUUUCUUUACAGAUAUUCAAAACAUUUUAAAAGAAUGCCUUAUUUUUCAAUAAUUCCUUACAGAAAUGGUCUU
Molecule: messenger RNA, 7577 nt
Organism: Xyrichtys novacula (pearly razorfish)
Lineage: Eukaryota; Metazoa; Chordata; Actinopteri; Labriformes; Labridae
Source: the annotation of a GenBank genome assembly